Mesocricetus auratus (golden hamster) is the source of this 2453-nucleotide messenger RNA. RefSeq names its product reticulon 4 receptor (gene Rtn4r). The record is from RefSeq and is a predicted model, not a curated record. The transcript has 2 exons. Gene Ontology annotation, molecular function: protein binding. Bases 797 to 2176 code for a protein of 459 amino acids. Gene Ontology annotation, cellular component: plasma membrane. NCBI's taxonomy places the organism in Eukaryota, Metazoa, Chordata, Mammalia, Rodentia, Cricetidae.
GGACAAAAGAAAGAAAAAGAUCAGUAAGACAAAAAUACAAAAAGAACUCCAAAAAAGGUCCAUUUUGUGUUAGUCAGUUAGCCCUGGGCAUGGGGCCUGAUCUGGAUUGAGACAGGGUCUCACUGUGGUCCUGGCUGGCCUGGACUCUUUAUGUAAAACAGGAUGGCCUUGAUCUCAGAGAUCCACCCGAGUGCUGGGAUUAACGGCAUGUGCCACAUACCCUGCACCAAGAAGCUUUUAUUGUUGUUUUGUUCCGAGGCAGGUGUAACCACAGAGCGGAGGCUGGCCUUACACUUGAGGUCACCUCAGCUUCCCAAGUACUGGAAAUGCUGGUCUCAGUCUCCAAACCUUGCUUUCCUAGGAGUUUUUGGCCGCCAGCAUUUCUGCUUUAAAAGUCCCCAAAUAUGCUUUUUCAACUCCUAGUCAAUAGGGGUUUUCCUGGGACUCCUGCCAAUUUAGGCCCCUCCUUCACCCUGGAAGAUCUGUUGGGAUAUUGAGGGAGGUUGUGAGCAGAGAGCAUGAUGGUGAUAAGCCUGUGACUCUGCCCUGUACCAACCAGAGCCUGGUAGGACUGAUAUGUGGUUGCAGAAGAUGAGACAUGUCCUCUAACACGAGGACAAGAGGAGGAGAACCUCAGGGCUGGCCCAGGGCCCUUCCUGGAAGGUGGUCCUAGCCCGCUAUCUUGGAAGGUUAAGGCUGGCUCACUGGCUGGGAAGAAGCCCGGGUUGCUCGCUGGCUGGGAAGAAGCCCGGGUUUGCUGCUGUUUGUUGUAAGUGGAAGCCGGCUGCUGGCAUGGAUGUUAUGGCUACAGGCCUGGCGGGUAGCGGCACCAUGUCCUGGUGCUUGUGUGUGCUACAAUGAGCCCAAGGUGACAACAAGCUGUCCCCAGCAGGGCCUGCAGGCUGUGCCCACUGGCAUCCCAGCCUCCAGCCAGCGAAUCUUCCUGCAUGGCAAUCGCAUCUCUCACGUGCCCGCUGCCAGCUUCCAGUCAUGCCGAAAUCUCACUAUCCUGUGGCUACACUCCAACACUCUGGCCCGGAUUGAUGCCACUGCCUUCUCUGGCCUGACCCUCCUGGAGCAACUAGACCUCAGUGACAAUGCACAGCUCCGUGCCGUGGACCCCACCACCUUCCGUGGCCUGGGCCACCUGCACACACUGCACCUAGACCGAUGCGGCCUGCAGGAGCUGGGGCCCGGCCUGUUCCGUGGACUGGCAGCUCUGCAGUACCUCUACCUACAAGACAACAAUCUGCAGGCACUGCCUGACAAUGCCUUCCGUGACCUGGGCAACCUCACACACCUCUUUCUGCAUGGCAACCGCAUCCCCAGCGUGCCUGAGCAUGCUUUCCGCGGCCUGCACAGUCUUGACCGCCUCCUCUUACACCAGAACCACGUGGCUCGUGUGCAUCCACACGCCUUCCAGGACCUCGGCCGCCUCAUGACCCUCUACCUGUUUGCCAACAACCUCUCCAUGCUGCCUGCAGAGGUCCUAGUGCCCCUGAGAUCUCUGCAGUACCUGCGACUCAAUGACAACCCCUGGGUGUGUGACUGCCGGGCACGUCCACUCUGGGCCUGGCUGCAGAAGUUCCGAGGUUCCUCGUCAGAGGUGCCCUGCAGCCUGCCCCCACGCCUGGCCAGCCGUGAUCUUAAGCGCCUGGCUGCCAGUGACCUAGAGGGCUGUGUUGUGGCUUCGGGGCCCUUCCACCCCAUCCUGACCACUCAGCUCACUGAUGAGGAGCUGCUGGGCCUCCCCAAGUGCUGCCAGCCGGACGCUGCAGACAAAGCCUCAGUGCUGGAACCCGGGCGGCCAGCUUCUGCUGGAAAUGCCCUCAAGGGACGCGUACCCCCUGGUGACACUCCACCAGGCAACGGCUCAGGCCCACGGCACAUUAAUGACUCUCCCUUUGGGACUUUGCCCAGCUCUGCAGAGCCCCCACUGACUGCUGUACGGCCUGGGGGGUCCGAGCCACCAGGACUGCCCACCACGGGACCCCGCAGGAGGCCAGGUUGCUCCCGAAAGAAUCGCACCCGCAGCCACUGCCGUCUGGGCCAGGCAGGAGGUGGAAGCGGUGGAGCCGGGGAAGCAGAGGACUCAGGCGCCCUGCCUGCUCUGGCCUGCAGCCUCGCUCCCGUGGGCCUUGCACUGAUACUCUGGACAGUGCUCGGGCCUUGCUGACCAGACACCAGCUACCAGGUGUGUGUACAUAUGGGGUCUCCCUCCAUGCCGCCAGCCAGAGCCAGGGACAGGUUCCGUGGGGCAGGCCAGGCCCUCCCUGACAGAUGCCUCCCCACCAGCCCACCCCCAUCUCCACCCCAUCAUGUUUACAGGGUUCCGGGGGUGGCGUUUGUUCCAGAACGCCGCCUCCCACCCGGAUCGCGGUAUAUAGAGAUAUGAAUUUUAUUUUACUUGUGUAAAAUAUCGGAUGACGUGGAAUAAAGAGCUUUUUUCUUAA